GCCCCCUGAUCAUUGCCCAUGAUCCCCCCCUCACACUGAUACUGGCUCAUACGGAGUGUAUCUAUCUGCAGGCACCUCCCAGAGCUGGCAGGAACUCAGCUCACAGGGCCACUGAAGAGGUGCUGCAGGGCCAGGGAUGGGACUGGACGACUGAGGGACGACUGAGGGACGACUGAAGGGGACCAGGGACAGCCAGAUCAAUACACACAGUGAGAAAUAGACCAACAGGUACGAUGGUGACAGAAGAAGUAGUGGUCACCCUGUCGGGUGGAGCACCGUGGGGGUUCCGACUACAAGGGGGAGCAGAACAGCAGAAACCUCUUCAAGUGGCCAAGGUGAGGAAGCGCAGUAAGGCCUGCCGGGCUGGUCUUCGGGAGGCAGAUGAACUGAUGUCAAUCAAUGAUGUGUGCUGCGGAGAGCUGUCCCACUCUGAGGCCAUGAACCUGAUCGACAGCGGCCGGGGAAUCCUCCAGCUGCGGAUUAAACGGACCCCUGUUGGUUUCCAUUCUGUGGUGCUCCCGGACCGCGCCCCCUCCCCUCGCAUCGAUAAAGAGUACAGAGCCGCCCUCAGAGCCCUGUCUUCUCCAACCGCCUCCAAACUAUCAUGUGACCCCAGAUCAGCGCUCAUGUCUCCCACCAGCGGCCUGGAGUUCCUGACGUCUCCUCCGGACAGCGAGGCGUACUACGGCGAGACCGACAGCGACGCAGACAUCGCAGCUCAGGAGAAGCAGCGCAGGCAGAGGCGCCGCAGCCCCAACAGUUCUCCCGCCAAGACCAACGGUUCAGGAUGGCCCCUGGAGGAAGAGAACUCGGAGAUGAGCGGCUACGAGAGCGCCCCCGAUACUAUGCACAGUAUGUACCCCCAGAUGAAGGCCUGGGCCAUUUCUAACGGUGCGCUGGAGGGGAUGGGGUCCCCGCAGCAGCCCUGUCCAUCCGGAGUGACCCGCAGAGAGGUGGUCCUACAGCCCAGCCAGGUGGAGUGGUCCCUCCAGGCCGAGAACUCCUCAGAAAACUCCGACCAAAGCCCCUCAGGAGCAGCAGAAGUGGACAGUGGCUUCCAGGAGCCCCCGACAGUGCCCCCUCCACUGGUGUCCCCAGAACGGGCCAAAGAAGCCCUCCUGCUGGCCUCCCACAGGCAGCUGGUGCCCAUGGUGGGUCCUGUGGAAAACCCUGUGGAUGAAGAGCUCACUGUCACAUACAUGGAUAAAGCCAAACAAGCCAAGCUUCACCGGAGCGAGAGUGUACAGGACAAGCAGGUGAAGGAGGCCCGAACCAAGUGCCGCACCAUUGCCUCACUUCUGACGGACGCUCCAAAUCCUCACUCGAAAGGUGUGCUUAUGUUCAAGAAGCGCCGUCAGCGCGCAAAGAAGUACACACUUACCUGCUUUGGAAGCGUAGACGGUGAGAGCUUGAGCAAUACAGAAGGAGAGACCGAAGACGAGAGUCUUUUCCCGGGCAGCGAGUCAGAGUUGGACGAGGACUGCUUUUCUGCAGCGCCGGAUCCUACCUGGGACAGUGGCUACCUGGAUAUUUUGGACAGGAGGACCUCAGCUUGCGUGGUAACUGACGAAGACCCAGAGGGAAGCCCUGGUCUGAGUGCCACCUCUGGAAAAGGGGCACAACUUUUUGAGCAACAAAGGAAGAGGGCUGAGAAGCAUACAUCCACACCUGUUACCCUGACGCCGGCCCCCAUGCCCCAGCAGCAGCCCAAUAAUAUGAUGAUGUACACACCAGUUGCUCCAGUUACACAGGCUACUCCAUUUUCAUCUCACAACAGCAACAUGGUGAAUGGUGAACCCAUGGUGGUGAGCAGAACCAGCAUGGUGCUAUCUUCACCAGGCCAGACUUCAAUAACCCCCAUGACAGGAACUUUACCAGAGCAAUCAGACCCUUCGUCUGGCAACUCUAUCCACAACAGAACAGCCAAACCAUUCGCCCCAGGCUGCAUCAGCCAUAGAGCAUCCACAGCUCCAGUCAUCUUCAGGCCCAACACUGCCAAGAAAGCCCCACUUCAAGCUCAAGCUGUGUCUGUGGCGUCUGUUGCAGCCCCUUUCAGCCCUGGUGGUUCUGGUGGCUCUGAUGGAAAGAGAGCAAUCUCCACCUCUUCCCUGUACAUCCCACCCAGACCUGCCACAGUCAGUGGCCCUCCAUCAGUCUUCUCUCCAUCCUCUUCUGUUACCUCCCCUCCAUUUUCUCCUCCUGCAAUAAACUACCCACCUUUUUCUCCACAAGGUUCAGGAAUAUCUCCCUUCUCUCCUACAUCUGCUUCAGCUCCACCCUACAACCCAGCUACAGCUAUGGCAACUCCACCUUAUUCUACGCCCGCAGCACAAACUUUCAGUCCUCCUCCUCCUCCUUCUUCUUCCAUGGCUAGCACCCCAUAUCAUCCUCCACCUCCAGCUUCAAUGCCAUCACAGUCCUAUUUUUCCCCUUACACUGCUUCCUCCACUGCCCACCCUCCUGCUUUAGCUCAUGCACCAGCUUAUGCACCAGCUCCUGCCCCUCUGCAAAUUCCGCCAACAGUUCCUCAAGAUGUUCCUCAGGUUCAGAACAUGCAGCCAUCGCCAAGCCACAAAGUUUCCUUUAACCCAUAUAUCUCAGUUGCAACUACUACAUCCGGAACAGCAGUGACCCCCGUGCCCCAGCAAUAUCCCCUCUCCAAUUCAGGCCCAGUGGUUUCUUCUCGAGAGCAGCGGAUCUCUGUGCCAGCUACUCGCACGGGCAUCUUGCAGGAGGCUCGUCGGCGCAGCACUAAUAAACCCAUGUUCAGCAAACCUGAGGAGAAGAAGCCUGUGUCCUACAACCCGGAGCUGCUGUCUCUCGUGCAGAACUUCGACGACAGGUCUCGCUCCGGAGCAGAGCACGGCUUUGAGUCUGGUCCAGAAGAGGACUUCCUCAACUUGGGUGCGGAAGCUUGCAACUUCAUGCAAGCCCAAAGGGGUAAAAUGGCGCCACCGGUGGCUCCAAAGCCGGCACACAAAGCCCCCGAGAUCCCUCAAAUGGGAGGUAAAGGAGCCGAACUGUUUGCACGAAGGCAAAGUCGCAUGGAUCGAUAUGUGGUAGACAAGCACCCCAAAUCUCCAGCUCAGCCUCGCGAGCCAUCUCCAACACCUUCGCUCUCUUCUAACUGGAAAUACUCCCCCAAUGUCCGUGCCCCUCCUCCAAUAAGCUAUAACCCUUUGCUGUCCCCGUCUUGCCCCCCAGUGGCCCAGCGAGGCAAUAAGGCUAAUGAACCUCCAAGAAGCGGAAUCAAGGCAGCUCCUGGCCAGAACAAGCAAGGCAUCAAAGCUUUGGACUUCAUGAGCAGACAGCCUUACCAGCUUAACAGCUCUUUGUUCAGUUAUGGGGGAGGCGUACCUCAGACAGCUUCAACCUACCAACAACAAAAUGGAUUUGCCACAGCCGGCAGCAACCUGAUCUCACCAAAGCAAGUCCCUGUCAAAUCUCCUCGAGUCUACGAGAUCAAGAGGUUCUCCACACCACCCCCAAUGUCAGCACCCACCACCCUGAGGCCAACAGUGAUCGUCCCUCGCUCUGCCACCACUUUGGCUGAGCCUCUAUGGCGAUCUGACCUCAGUUCACCGCCUCCUGUUGCUCCACGGCCUGCUGCACCCUUUUCUCCUCCACCUCCUGCCCCUACGGCGGCGCUGCCAGCACUGCCCCAGUUUUCCACUGCCGCUGUGCCCAAUGCAGUUCACAUCCCAGCACCUACACCUAUGCAAGCCCAUGCUCCAUUCCAGGCAGCAAAGCAAUUCAAAAGUGCCCCUGAGCUGAGCCCCCUGUCACCCACUAGGGGGCGCUCUGCGGUGUCUGGAAGCAGCCAGAACCUGCAGGUGCCCAGACCCCGAUUCAGCACAUCCAACAUGGGCCUGCAACCCAAAGUGUGGAGGCCUGGCUCCAUGAUGUACUAAACUACACCAUGCCUAAAAAAAAAGAAAUAAAUUGAACCAGCGCGUUGAAGUAGUGAAGUAACACGGUGCAUUGCACAGUGCAUCUGUGGAACAUUUGGACACUGGAACUAAUGAUUGCAUGUGCACAGUUUAUUCACAAGUUGCUUUCCUGAUCACCAGUUACAUUUAUUGACCUGUCUACACAAUUAGAUGAGUUGCAAAUUUCAUGCAAUUUUACUUAGUAGAAAGAAAUUAGGACUCAGCAUCAGCAGCCGGAGUCUGAGAGAGAACACAACUGGCCAUGCUCUCUCGCUCUCUCUGGGUGGGUAGAAGAUACACAGGCAUCUGUGGGCUGAUGUAUCAAAGAUGGGGAUCUGGCGCUUUCUUCUGCAAACUUAGCAAUAGCUGUCAAUAGCUGCAAUGGAUUGGCGGCAAUUGGAAAAAAGGCGGGAUUUGACUUCAAGUACUGUAUAUCUGAGUAUAUCUCCCAACUAGUGUUGGGAGCAUUGCAAGUGAUAGGGGAAGUCCUAGUGAGUGAGUGGGUUGGAAAAUAGGAAAUUGUGGAAAAUUAACAUUUUAUUUUAGUUUAUUAUUAAAUGUUAUUUUUCUAAAUGGGGCCAUAAGUGGGCACCACUAUCAUAGGCGUGACUCAAGCCCACAAAGGUUACUGAUUACAAGGAUUACCAGGGUGUAAAAAAGGAACAAAAAGAAAGAAUGAAAAAGGCUUCAACAGAUGAAAUCUUUCAACAGGUGAAGAUGAGAUAAAGAUCAAAGAUGAUGAAUGAAGACAUGCAGCUCAUUCCACUGCAGAGAUUUAUGGACCUGUCUUGGACUUGGAACUUGAGAGGGUUUCUAUACAUGUGUCAACAUUGUCACGGGAUGUUAUAAAUUGUAAGAAAUUGAGUUAUCUGGAGCAGCGACGGACAGUGAGGCACAGCGGUUCUGACAAAGAGAGAUGAAAGGGAUGCUAAAUGCUAUAUGCUAAAUGCUAUAUGCUAUGGUGUCUGUGUGGAAAGAAACAGGACUGGUAUCCACAGGAGAGAUGGUACAAAUCACACUAAACAGCACCCUAAUCUCUGGACCUGCAGGUUUGAUUUCCAUAUAUUUGGGAGUGGAUCGCUUUGGCUGCUUGAUGCAUGUGCAAAGAAAAGUCCCGCCCCUCCAUAAAACAGAAAUUCUGAUUGGUUCUGCUGUGAUAUUUGAGUCUAUCUGUUUUUGCAUUGUAGAUAAGCAGGAUUUCUUUUAUUAAACUCAGUUAAAAUGUGUUAAAGAGUGUUAGAAAAUAUCAAUAUAUUGAAAUAUUGCAAUAUUUUGUAUUACAAUACUGUACCAAAGUAGUUUACAUGUAAAAAUUGGUGUCAGAAGUGGUUAAUUUAGUUUAUGUUAGUUUAGUGUUUAAACCCCGCCCACUGAUGAUUGGCUUAUUCUUGGAUUCAAAGUCGAUUUUUAUUUUAAAUGAUUUUACUCUGAUUUUAUAAUUAUGAGUGUUUUUAUACUAUGUGAGUUUUCCUAAUAUUCCUAAAAUCCCAUUGCUUACAUUAUCACAAUAUAAUUCUAAGUAUGUAGUGAAUUGUAACUCCUGUAUCAUGAUACGUAUCAUAUCGCCAAGUUCUUACCAAUACACAGCUUGAUUAAAAAAGUAUUUUUUUAAGAAAACGUUCAUAUUAAAUUGUUUAAUGGUCUAAAUUAGAAUCUAUUUUAAUGUAUUACUCAUAUGGUAUUAUUCAAACAUUGUUUAAAAAAAUGUAGCCAAUAUGAUCCGAGGAUUACUGGUUCGAAUCCCAGAUCAUGCUGCUUGGCAUCAGCAGCCGGAGUCCGAGAGAGCCCAAUUGAGUACAGUAGGUGGCGCUCUCUCUUUCCCCUCAUCACUCUUACUGUGUGAUGUUGGUCAGCACAGGCAUCUGUUAACUGAGGUAUCAGAGCUGGGGAUGCGUAGCUUUCCCCUAUGUGCUUUAAAGCCACUAUGAUCCGAGGAUUGCCAGCUAAUGCUGCUUGGUAUCAGCAGCCGGAGUCAGAGAGAGCACAAUUGGCCCGCAUGCUCUCCCUAGCUGGGGAUGCGGCACUUUCCUUCAAGUGCUUUGUGAUGAUACCCAUCAUCAUGAUGCUGCAUCAGCUGGAUUUGAAAAGUGCAGUAUAAGGCCUUUUAAAUAUGGGAUAAAAGAGAAAAUGGGAUAAAAUUAGACAAAAUGUAGUCAUUACAGGGUUUAUAGGCUCAUGAAAAACCUAGAAAAGUCAUGGAAUUUGAAUUUCCAUGCUUGGAUUAGUUUUGGAAAAGUCAUUGAAAUUUGGUCUAAAAUCUUUGAGUUUCAGUUUAUCGAUGGAAGUGAAAUCUAUCUAUUUAGAGCUACAAAUACUUCAGCUUAGAGUUAAUUUAGUAAUUUAACCCUACACAAUGGAGCUCUCAGGAUCUGACACACAUUUUAUUGAAAUAUUAAAAAUGGUGAGUCAGCCUUUUAUCAGAUUAAUUUUAGACCUACUUUUAAUUAAUCUAAAUUAUAGUUUUAGUUAUUUUUUUUUUUUAUUUUACUGUCCAUGUCUGCACUGAUGUUUUAAAAAUGUUAUGGUUAUGGCAAUUUGCCUUGAAGGCAUGGAAAAGUAAUGAAAAAAAAUCAUAGAAAUGUAUUGGUCUUUAGUCAUUAAUGAUGUUUUUCCUUCAAUCUCAUGCUAAGCACCUCCCCCUGGAUUUUGGAAAAAGAGCUUUGGCUGCUUGAUGCAUGUGCUCAUUUCGCUCAGAUGCUUCUCCAGACUGCAGAAGGUGAUGAUGCUGAUCGCUCAUAUUUGCCCUGUGCUACAUUCGGCAGUGCAUGCGGCUCCCGGGGCGAGAGUUAUGGUGGAGAUGACUGCAUGACAGAUUGGAAAAGCACCUGUGUCAUUUCUCAGUGCAUGGUUUAUGCCGCUCCAUCACGCCAGUGUUACGCCUUUUUUUUUUUUUUUUUUACGUUUCAUUGCCCCUGCUCUUACUGUGGAAGACGCUAUUGCAAAAACAAACAUGACUUCUUCUGUUUGAGGCUUGUGCUUUACCCAUAACUCAAACCCAUAACUAAAAUUGUAAAGUUAAAGGGUAAAUGUAUAAAUUUAUCAUCAUCAAAGAGAUAGUUGCACUUGCAAGAAGGUUGCAGAAGGUUAAAGGGUUGCAUUAAAAUGUAAUUCAAAAAGAAUAUGGAUGUCAUAUUUAAUUUAUAACAACAAAUGAAUAUAAAUCUAAACACAUAUGGGCAAUAUUUAUUGAGCUACACUUACUAAAGUAGAGUUUAGCGGAUGUGUACCAAAGCAACAUGCCAGACGUUUCAGUAGACGUCUCGGCAUUUACAGAGCUGUAGAGGUUCCUAAUGGAGUCCUGUGAUAAUCUCUCCCAUAUAGCUCCAAUAUUCUCAUCCCACACAUAUUCAGUCAGGGUUAGGCCUGGUGAUGCAAGACAUUUAUGUCUUCAAGACACAGAUUGAUUAUAUUGGAUGGAUUAUCACUGGUCUCCAUUAGGAACCUCCACAACUCCGUAGCAGCGUUACACGUGCAUCAAACACUACUUCUGUAUGUGUAGCCCAAUAAAUAUUGGUUAUAUCAGUCUAAAUCUUUCUUUUAAUCAUGUAUUGUUUCCGUUAACAUUUAUCUUCCGUAUAAAUAGUAAAGCAAUUCAACAUUUUCAACCUUCUAGAUUUCAGAAACCUGGUAAAUUUCAGAAAAAAUCAUACUAAAAAAAAAAAGCAUGGUGGUGGUAGUGUGAUGGUCUGAAGCUGCUUUGCUGUUUCAGGAUCUGGAGAACUUGCUAUAAUAGAUGAAACUAGGACUUCUGCUACAGUUUACCAGGAGAAUGUCCCGCCAUCUGUGUGUGACCUCAAGCUCAGGUGUACUUGGGUUCUGCAGCAGGACAAUGACCCAAAGCACACAAACAAGUCCAUUACUGAAUGGCUUAAAAAUAUUUCUGUGGAUGAUCUUAAACAGGACGUUUAUUCUCAACAACAAAAAAAAAACCCCUCCAAUGUGGCUGAAUUAAAGUAAUUUAGCCAAAAAGAGUUCAACAUUUUCAACCUUCUAGGUGCAACUAUUUUUUAAUGAUGAUGUAUAACCAUAUAACCAGUUAAACAGAUCCUGUGGUGGGUACCAUUUCUCCUCUGGGGUUUUGUAGUUGGUUGUUGGAAGGUACAGUAAAUGAAGCACUAGAGACAUAAGGAAUUUGUGAUGAUUAAAGGAAUAAGGUAUUAAGUAAGAAAUGACACACAAUAUGAAUCCCUUCUUUUUAUGUAGGACACGUUUUACACUGAGAUGUUCAUUUUCAUAUUGCAUAGUGCAUGCCAUGAGAUUUAGCGUAGAAACUAUUGCAUUAAAGGUAACUAUUUACUUUAUAAUGAUUAUGUGAUGAUGAUAACAGUGUCUCAGCCGUAAAGGAAGUGUUCGCUGUGAUUAUGGUACGAGAAGGGAAGCUACAGGUUUUUUGAGAGCGAUGGAAAGCUGUUAUGAAUGUAUUGAUUUGUGGGUCUGGGGGUUUUUGACUACUAAUUUUUAAUGUUUGAGACACAAACUGUAGUAAUAAAAAUAUAUAUGAAAAUGUCA
This is a messenger RNA of Astyanax mexicanus (Mexican tetra), 8438 nucleotides long. RefSeq names its product synaptopodin 2-like b (gene synpo2lb). The record is from RefSeq and is a predicted model, not a curated record. The transcript is spliced from 4 exons. Lineage: Eukaryota; Metazoa; Chordata; Actinopteri; Characiformes; Acestrorhamphidae. Gene Ontology annotation, cellular component: nucleus; Z disc; actin cytoskeleton. Gene Ontology annotation, biological process: positive regulation of actin filament bundle assembly. The coding region runs from base 234 to 3911 and encodes 1225 amino acids. Gene Ontology annotation, molecular function: actin binding.